AAAAAAGCAAACCUUCGCCCGGCUGGCUGACUUGUUUUGGCUCGGUGUUUUGGUUUUUAUUUUUAAAUAAAACCAUACAUUUUUAUGUAGGAAGUGAUUGAAAUUAUGCUAAACUUACAUUUGUGAUAUUCCUAUUUUCAAUAAAUACAUGCUUCUAAUCUCAGUGUUCAUGACAAUAUAACAAUUUAGGUUAUAAAUCAAAACAACUAAAAUGAAGCUGUACUGUUUGAGUAGCGACGCAUCAAAGCCCUGCUUUGUGUUGUCCUUUCGUGAGUUGCUGAUCAUGCUUGACUGCGGACUGUCGGCGCACUCGGUGCUGAACUUUCUGCCGCUGCCGCCGGUGCCCAGCACAAGGCUCGCAUCAUUGCCGAAUUACACACCACCUCAUGUGAAUGACCCACUCCUGGAAGGGGAACUAAAAGAGUGCUGUGGGCGAGUUUUUGUGGACAGCAUCCCUGAGUUCUGCCCUCCCCUUGACAAAGUUGUAGAUUUCUCACAAUUGGAUGUGAUACUGAUAUCCAACUACACAUGCAUGAUGGCAUUGCCUUUCAUAACUGAAGACACUGGUUUCAAAGGUCAAGUGUAUGCAACAGAACCGACUCUGCAGAUAGGCAGGUUUUAUUUGGAAGAAUUGGCCGAAUGGGUGUCUGGUGCGGGAGGUUCCGGAAAUGCUGGUGCAGCAAAACGCUGGAAAGAGAUGCUGCACGUUUUGCCGUCUCCAUUAGCACUGGCUGCAAGGCCGAGAUCUUGGCGACGGCUGUUUUCUCCAGCGUCGGUAGCGCGCGCUUUGUCUCGCGUUCGUGUGGUGGGUUACGAUGAACGCGUGGACAUUUACGGUGCACUUGAUGCCACCGCUGUCAGUUCUGGCUUCUGUCUGGGAUCAGCUAACUGGGUGCUGCGCUCAGCUCGAGAGAAAGUCGCCUAUGUCAGCGGCUCUUCGACACUCACCACGCAUCCGCGCCCCAUAAACCAGGCGGCGCUGCGCGGUGCUGACCUCCUCAUCUUAGCUGCUUUAACACAAACCCCAGCCCACAACCCUGACCACAUGCUUGGUGACUUAUGUGUUCACGCAACUGUAACACUACGGGGUGGAGGCUGUGUCUUAUGCCCUGUGUACCCAAGCGGAGUUUUAUACGACCUUCUAGAAUGCUUAUCAGCACAUUUGGACGGUGCUGGGCUACAACACGUACCUAUGUACGUAGUAUCGCCAGUGGCGGAUUCAUCGCUGGCCUACAGUAAUAUUCUAGCGGAAUGGGUAUCAGUGGGGAAACAAGCUAAAGUAUAUCUACCUGAAGAACCGUUCCCUCACGCGGCUUUGGCGCGCGCUGGGCGGUUACGGCACGCUAAGCAUUUGCAUGAUGACGCCUUCAGUGCAGAGUUCCGUCAGCCAUGCGUCGUGUUCUGCGGCCAUCCGAGUCUACGAUUCGGCGCUGCAGUUCAUCUGGUAGAACUUUGGGCCAAUAACCCUGCACACGCCAUCAUAUUUACAGAACCCGACUUCCCUCACACAGAGGCGUUAGCACCAUUCCAACCGCUGAGCAUGAAGGCGUUCCAUUGCCCCAUCGAUACGUCCCUAAACUACUCGCAAGCGAGUAAACUGGUACGAGAGCUGCGACCAAAAGAACUGGCGCUGCCCGACCAAUACGCCCCACCCCCUGCACAUCAUCAACACACGGCACCCAGGGCGCACAUAACCACGGAGGUGCCCACAGUGGUAGUGCGUCGCGGCGCCGCGCGAACUUGCGGCGUCCGACGACGCUCCGCCCGAGCUCACCUCCCAGCCUCGUUAGCGGCCGCGGCUGCAGCCCGCGCCGCCCCCGCGCCUACCCCCGCGACAACCGCCCGACCCUCCCCCGCCGCUACUCCCGCGCCCGCCCUACGACUCGCGCCGCUCACCGCCUCGCUGGCGCUGCGGGACAAUAGGCUGGACUUGCUGCCCCCGCCGCCGCUGCCCGCCGCCGGCACUUCUACUGCGGAUGCUGAAACGGCUCGCGUCCACUGGGGCGCUUUGGACGUAGAAUCGUUCGUAUUGGCGCUCGCGCGGGAAGGCAUCACCGAAGCGAGGGUCGAAGGAGACAUAGUGCAUCUACCGCGACACGACACCCUCGUGCAAAUAGAAAGACACGCGACCCACGUGUUCUGUGAAGGACGCGCCGAUGUGCGGCAAGCGUUAAGGCGGGCGUUAGCUGCGUGUUUACCGCACGUUUAGACGGAAGACGCAACGGUGGAUGUUAAAUGGCCAUGGAAUCGCGUUCUACAACAAGCUCUUCGCUAAUUUGACGUUUCCCUUGUGACCUUUUUGAAAUCUACCCCACAGUCGCAACCAGCCGAAGUUGAAGUCGUAUUAAAAUAUUUGUGAUAAUCUUAUGUGUAUUUGUAAAAUAGCUUAAGUAAAAGUUUAUAACGACCAAUAAAAAUAAGUUUCUAAAUCUGAUGACUCUUUUAACAAAACAAUCCAACGAAAUAUAAAUUAAAACUUAAACUAACUCUUCAAAGUAUCACUUUUACAUUGGAAUUACAAAAUUAAGUGAUAAAAAGAAGCCUGUGACAAGUUUUGUUAUUUCUUUGUAAUGGUAGUCUGAUUGACAUCACAAUUUAACUACUUUCGAGUUGCGACCAAAAAAAUAGGACCAGCCGCAAGGCGAGGCGUCAAAGAGCCAUGAAAGAUCGAAGAUUGGUCUGCAAAAUGUUAUACUUCUUAAUUGCCAUAGGCUUAUACAUUCUGAUGUCCACACAUAUUCUGAUCACCAAGUAAAAAUUAUUGAUAUGAAAGUGAUAAUACAGACCAUUUUUUUUUUCAUUUAAAAUCUGUCACC
This is a messenger RNA of Chilo suppressalis (striped riceborer), 2816 nucleotides long. Lineage: Eukaryota; Metazoa; Arthropoda; Insecta; Lepidoptera; Crambidae. The record is from the annotation of a GenBank genome assembly.